Molecule: messenger RNA, 3775 nt
Organism: Centropristis striata (black sea bass)
Lineage: Eukaryota; Metazoa; Chordata; Actinopteri; Perciformes; Serranidae
Gene: slc22a23b
Product: solute carrier family 22 member 23
Exons: 10
Coding region: 343-2238 (631 amino acids)
Biological process (GO): transmembrane transport
Cellular component (GO): membrane
Molecular function (GO): transmembrane transporter activity
Source: RefSeq, a predicted model, not a curated record
ACAAAGCCCGUGUUGGUGAGCAUGCGUGCCCGUCCGAGUCCUCUCCGCUCCGGGAGCCUCUCCACAGCCUCCUGACACAGCUUCUCCACUCGGACAUCCCCUGGUCGCUUGGAGCCCCCUCACCAUGAGGACGGCAGGUCGGUGAUUCGGUGCACGCCUGCACGGAUUGGAGACCCCCCUCCCCCUUAUUUUUUUUUUUUGGAUCGGACUUUUUGUUGGCUACACAGAGGAUUUAUCUGUGGGCUUCCUUUGUGUCAAAGGGCUUAACGCAGAGUGCAGCAGAGCGGGGGUUUUGCUUCACCCGCUGUUGCGCCCAGCUGCUCUCUUUGUGGCCGGGCCGUGAUGGCAGCCGGCCGGCCGGAGGCGCAGGACCACCCGCCAGAGAACGGCUUCACCCCGCUGGAGCACCCGGUGCCCCGGCUGCUGCCUCACAUCGACGGCUCGGUUCUGCCGUCUCUGGGGGGCUUUGGGAAGCAUCAGAAGCAGCUCGUGGUUCUGACCUGGAUACCGGCAUUGUUCAUCGGCUUUAGCCAGUUUUCGGAUUAUUUCCUCCUGGCGCAGCCAAAUGGCACGUGUGUGCAGCCCCUCACGAACGAGAGUAACUGGACCGCGGCGCCCCCGCCGGUCACCGGGCUCCAGCUCAGAGGAAACGGCACCUGGGAGGGAGACGGCGGCGGUGACGGCGGUCUGCUGUGCGCCUGCAAGGAGUGGAGGCUCGAGCUGCAGACGGGACUUAGUCAAAAUGUGGUUACCAAGUGGAACUUGGUGUGUGAUUCAGCCUGGAAGGUGCACAUUGCCAAGUUCUCCUUGCUGGUGGGCUCCAUAUUUGGCUACCUAGUGAUGGGUGUCAUGGCUGACUGGUUUGGUCGACACCCGGUGUUGAUUCUCUCGGUGCUUUUCAUGCUGGUGUUUGGUCUGAGUGUUGCCUUCUCUGUAAACGUCACCAUGUUCAGCACCUUGCGCUUCUUUGAGGGUUUCUGCUUGGCGGGCCUCGCUCUCUCCCUCUACGUGCUCAGGAUCGAGCUUUGUUUGCCAGCCUGGCGCUUCUCCAUGACCAUGGUGGCCAGUUUUCUGAUGGUGGGCGGGCAGCUACUGAUGCCAGGAGUGGCCGCUCUCUGCCGCCAUUGGCCCCACCGGGAUGACUGGCAGGUCCUGCAGAUCGUCAUAAUCAGCCCUUUCGUUCUGAUGCUGCCCUACGUCUGGCUUUUCCCUGAGUCGUUGCGCUGGUUGCUGGCCACCCAGCACUACAGACGGGCCAAAGUCAUGAUGCUGCGCAUCGCCAGGAAGAACCAGGUUAACAUGACCACCGAGCCCAGUGGAGUUCUCACAGAGCUGGAGCAGGAGCUGCACAAGAAACCCCAGAGGACCUGCAUCGUGAAGAUGAUGAGCACGAGGAACCUGUGGAAAAACAUCGUGGUGCUGUGUGUCAACUCACUGACAGGUUACGGGAUCCACCACUGCUUCGCCCGCAGUAUGAUGGACCCAGAGGCCCAGCCCACCGCUCUGUGCCACGCAGAUUAUUACACCAUGGCUGGCAUCGCCGUGGCAACCUGCCUGGCGGUUUGCCCCGCGGUGGGGCUGAUGGGUCGGCGUGGAGGACUGCUCACCUUCAUGAUCAUCACAGCACUGGCAUCGCUACUACAGCUGGGAUUACUCAACUUAAUUGGGAAGUACAGCCUUCGCCAUGACACAGUUCUGCGAGACUCGCUGAACAGGAAAUUCUCGGUGGCCUUCUCCAUCAUCGGCAUGUUCUCCUCUCACGCGGUCAGCACGCUCAGCAUAUUCUUUUGUGCUGAAAUCACUCCGACUGUCAUCAGGGGUGGAGGUCUGGGUCUGGUCCUGGCGAGCGCCGGCUUCGGCAUGCUCACCGCCCCCAUCAUGGAGCUCCACAACCAGAAGGGCUACUUCCUGCAUCAUGUGAUCUUCGCCUGCUGCACCCUGCUGUGCAUCAUCUGCCUGCUGCUGCUGCCUGAGCCGCGGGGCCAGCCGCUGCCGGAGAGCCUGGCCGACGGGGAGACCUUCACCCGCCAGACGCUGCUGCACCCGGGGGAGCAGCACCUCCUCCUCGCCAAGACGGACGGGGACUACUCCCGAGUCCACGACACGCCGCUACACCUUACGACCACUGGGGGCGCUACAGUGGCGGCGGCAACCGCUCUGGCAGCGGUGCCCGCCUCGUACGCCCUGGCCACCGGUGGGGAGGUGAUUGGAAAUCGUGCCAUAGCCAAUGGGGUGUGAGCAUCACAGCAAUAGUCUACUACUGUGCUAAUUAUUGCUCGAACAUUAACCUGAUCUGAAUCGACUUGUGAAAAAAUCUUUUUAAGGAAAGAAAAAACAGAAUCUUUCGGAUGAUCCAGAUGAACUCUUUAAUGGUGAGGUUUAAGAUGGUGACGAUUAUAAAAUUUGUGUAGUUUGUAGUGACUAUGAUUCAUUCAGGAGUUGCCAAAAAUAUUGUACUGGACUAAGUUUAUCUGAAGUCAGUGUGUGUUUAAAUAAGAUGGAAGUCUUCAGUGGUGUUGGUGAUUUUCUGUCGAGAAUGAUUGACGGAUAAAGACGCAGGCAAAGUAGAGCUUUGAAUAAUGUGAGUUUUGUUUGUGGUUUUGACUCGUUGAGAGAGGAUUUCACUGCAUCUUAUAAUUCUUCAUUAUAAGUUCUUUUGCACUAAAUGUCAGAGACACAAUCAAGUGUUUGUGAUUUUCAGCCAACAUGAUGGAGAACCAGGGAUUGGCUAAACCACUACCACUCUUUUUGCAUGAAAGGGCACAAAAAGUUUUACAUGUUUUCUCUUCUCGUUUGUGGUCCCUCUACUAGAAGUCCAAUGUGGCACUUUAUCCUCAGAGAUGAGGUCAGUGUAGACACUUUUUAAAGCGUUACUGCUGUUGUUGUGGGUGUAUGAUGGUUGUCUGAUGCGACGCACAGCCGGAGACCUUGGCAGACUUUAUGUGUAGCCUGUAGAGACUGUUGGUGUAAUGCUGAACUAUUCUGAGAGUUGAACGGACAUGAGAGUGACUUCUGUAUGUCUUAUGACGCAUCUCAGCAUUGAAAUGGCUUUAUCGCGAUGGCUCUGUUUCUUUUUAAACGAAACAGAGAGCGUUAUUCAAGAAAAAACAGUAUUUAUUUUGUCAUGCUGCCAAGGGGCAAUUUUUGUUGCUUGAAAUACCUCCUUUAUUAGCAAAUAUCUCCACUCCGACUCUCACUCCUCGUUCUCUGUACUGUGGUAAUGUUGUAAUCCUGCUCCUAGGAUGUGUAACUCUAGCCAGAAAGCACAAUAUUUUACAGUUUUUUUUAAAUAAACGUUUGUGAAGAUUUAGAAUAGAGCAGCGUAGCCUGCGCAGACCUGGCCUAGUUGUGAUUAGUGUACAUUUACACACUUUACUGCGUAAGUAUCCCUUAGGACUGCAUAAAAAUGUAAGGUAUGUAUACAUGUACCAUUCAUUCAUAAUGUAUGGAACAUCAACUUUUUAUAGGAUAUAAGCACAUUGAAUAGAUAAAACCAUCCCAUUUACCAUUUUUCAUCCAAAUAUACCUGAAUCCUUCAUUUUUUAAGUCAUAUUUAGUACACAGCACGUAUUUGGAACACCCUGUAUGGUUUACUAGUUUGUAUGUUUUCAACACUUAAACACUCGGAAGGAAAAAAAAAAAGAACUCAACCACUAAUGCUGUUUUCUAAGUGUUAUUUUUUUAAUAUGAUGCAUUUGUACAAAAAGCCAUAGGCCUACAUGUUUUGAUAAUAAACCACUUAAUUUAUUAUGUCAAUAAAAGAACACUUGAUGUG